AUGGUAGUCGGGGCGGUCAAAAUAGAUCGUUCGGGGUGUCCUGGGAUCUGUGGCCCGCAGGCCGCGACCACAUCAACCCUGUCUUUCUCAAGCUUCCGGAACUCAUUCACCACCAAUGUCAAUUACCUGAAAAGAAGCUCAGCGGAGGCGUUGCGCAGAUUCAGCUCGGGGGACCUGCAGUCCGAGUGCGAUGAGGGAGAGGUGGACCCCUACACCGGCCAGCCAGCCACCACCAGCCAGCCCAAGCCGCAGAAUCAGAGGCCGGCCUCCCAGGCUACGGGAGGCAGCAUCGGCAGUGCAUCGACGUCAACGGUGCCGCCCGCACCCAGUGCCAGCAGCAGCAGCGGCGUCGGCAGCGACCUGUCGCUCAACCUUCGUGGAGGCUCCCGCGGCACGUCGGCGCCUUCCUCGCCGGCCAAGUCGCGGGAGUCGCUGCUGCAACGCGUGCAGUCGCUCACCGGCGCCGCGAGAGACCAAGGAGCUAAUUUAUUAGGCAGCGUGACGUCCGUGGCAUCCGUCGGUCGUGGUUACAACCGAGACCGUUGCGUGACGCUACUGGUGGUGGAUGACCAGAAUACCGAUUGGUCCAAGUAUUUCCGUGGCCGACGGUUGCCUGGCGAAUGGGAUAUUCGCGUUGAACAGGCAGAAUUUAGGGAGCUGUCAGUGACGGCGAGCGGGGAAGGCUCUAAUGUGUCGAUGGCGGUCUACCGCAGCGGAACUAAAGUAACCCGUUGCUUCAAGCCCGACUUUGUUCUGGUGCGACAAAACGUGCGAGACGCUGCUUCCGAUCACCGCGCGCUCCUGCUCGGCCUGAAGUUCGGCGGAGUGCCUUCCAUUAAUAGCCUCAACUCUAUUUACCACUUCCAGGACCGGCCUUGGGUGUUUGGGCACCUACUUCAACUGCAGCGACGCCUUGGCAGGGAAAACUUCCCUCUGAUCGAGCAGACCUACUACCACAACUAUGCCGAUAUGGUAACGGCGCCGAAGUUCCCAGUCGUGAUCAAGAUCGGCCACGCGCACAGCGGAGUGGCCAAGGUGAAAGUGGACUCUCUGGCCGACUUCCAGGAUAUAGCAGGCGUGGUGGCAAUGAUAGGAACAUAUUCCACCGUGGAGCCAUACAUCGAUGCGAAGUACGAUAUCCACAUUCAAAAAAUUGGUACCAACUAUAAAGCGUUUAUGCGCAAGUCCAUAUCCGGUAAUUGGAAAACCAAUCAAGGCUCCGCCAUGCUGGAAGCUAUUGGCAUGAACGACAGAUAUAAGAUGUGGAUCGAUGAGGUGAGCGAGAUAUUUGGUGGUCUGGAAGUGUGCGCUCUGGAGCUGGUGGUAGGCAAGGAUGGGCGGGAGCACAUCAUCGAGCUGAAUGACUCCGCCACCUCAUUCAUGGGCGACUCGCAGGAGGAGGACCGGCGCCAUCUAGCGGAACUUGUCUUUCAACGCAUGCAGGCGGUUUGCCGGCCCGGCCUGACAAAGACCACAUCCCGAAGCUCAGUAGCGGGCAGCGGCGCAGCGUCCCCCGAGGAGCGCUCCAUCGCUGGGGGCCCGCCCAGCGCUCCGCCGCCUGCGCCUCUAGCCACGGCGGCCAGCAUCGACCGCCCACUGCCGCCCAUACCGGCAGAGCCUUCGCAGCCACCGCCGCCGCCGUUAGCUCGCCGUGACUCGCAAGCAUCACAAUCAUCGACCGUGUCAUCGGCAUCAGCAGCGCCGAGUACAGCCAGCAGCUCCGCUCCCCCCACCCAGUCGGCAGCCGCCACCGCGCGCAGCGGCUUCGCGCGCCAGGGAUCCCUCAGUGCCACCCUCACUGAAGACGCUGAGGACACCAUGAAGAACCUCCGCAAAACCUUCGCCGGGAUCUUUGGAGACAUGUAACACGAUCCUAACAUCCAGAACAGCCUUCCGUAACACCUUUGAGAACCACCUGUAGCGCUAUUCUUUAACGAUGUUUUUACAACUCGAAUUUAUGUAUAUCCAACUCUGUUUAACACCAUACUAAAGAUAGAGAGAGAUUUACAGGCGAAUUCGAAGCAAACACAGUCGAUUUAAAAAAAAAACAUCGUCACAGAAUUAAAGCGCUGCUGCACGAUGUUCUUUGUAAAACAAGUAGCUAUAAGUCAGAUCCUAGUGUUUACCCCGUCACAAAAAUGACAGGGUGUCAUAAGUUUGACAUUUGACGUUUGGCAUACGUGUGUGUGUGUGUGUGCGUCUGAGCGUGCAUGUGUGCGUGCGUGCGUCUGAGCGUGCACGUGUGCGUGCGUGCGUUCGUGACUGCGUGUCUCUCUGUGUGUGUAUGUGUGUGUGUAUGUUCGUACAUGCGUGUGUGUGUGUGUGAGGGUUUGUCUAAUCGUAGCUCCCGAACGGAUUAACCUAUUUUAAUUAAUUUAGGCAAGAUGGCCGCCAAUAAAUUGGAGUGUCGGGCUGCUUUUUUAACAUUUACAUCAGAAAUAAUAUCGCAGACACAAAUCACAAACAGUCUCGAAUAAAAAUUCAGAAUAAAAUAAAUUGAUUAGGAUUCUUAAUGACAAUUCGAAAAUGCAGAGUAAGGAAUGUUAAUAUCAGAUUUGGCUUAUGGCUACUUUUUAGGGAUUUUAUAUCGGUGUCGUAAUACUAAGCUUACAGAAGGCAACUUGAGAAUACUGUAGCUACCUUAAUAUGCGACAUCUUCUUAGUUUGAAAAACCACAUUGAACAUUGUAUUCAAAAUUGUUUCAGAGUUAUCCUUGAUUUCCACGUUUAGUUAAUAUUAAGUUUGUUUGCCUAUAACAUUUAACAUAAGAGAGUGUGUUGAAACUACUCAUAAAACUUUUGAACAAUGCAAAAGGUUCAGAAAAUACAUUUUCAAUGACAGAAGCCGUAUUAUGAAAUAGGUACAGAAAAAAAACAAAUAAUAAUUAACAUUAAUAUUAAAAUAAAAGUAGGCCAGCUAAGUAACAAUAUAAGGAAGGCUUACUUGUUUUUCUUUUAAAUUUUAAUAUGGUUAUAGCCAAAAUAUUAAACUAAUCAAAGAAGACAAUUUCAAAGUACCAAUUAUUAUACCAAUACCAAGUGCGAUAGAACAUUCAAGUAGGGUCCUACCUAACACGUGAGAAAGUACUUAAUCGCUAGUGAUUUACUGAUAGAUCAAUAAUAGUUUAUAAUUUAUUACAGUAUCGUGACCAUAGAUUGAACAAUAUCAGUUUUCGCGUCAAAUAGUAUAGAAUUUUACAAAAUAUCAACAGAAUGUGUAAGGAUAGUUUUAAUGUAAUAUAACGAUAGAUUUUUUACAAUAAGUUUAAUAAAUAUGAAUCAACUGAGCUACAUUGUGAUCAAAUCUGUUCAAAGCGAUACGCAUGUCGAGAAUGCGUUUCGUCUAAUACUAGAAGUAUAUAAACCUUCCACUGUAGCAAACUGUCUUAUUUUUACCAACCACAAAACGUUUUGUACGUUUGGGGUAAAAUUAUUGUUUCUCUGUUUAUGUCUUACACUAUUUCCCUGUGCAUUUAUAUUACUUUUUACUAUAUAACCUCAUUUUAAUUUCGCACUUGUUGUAUCUUCCCUAUAUCUCUCUAGCAAGCUGUUUUGUCUUUCUCGAUAUGAGCUGCAGUAGUUUCUGAUAUGAUAUAUAAAAAAUCAGCAUCUCUACAUAAAUGUUGUUAUGUUUUACAUAUCGUUAGCAUUAGACGCUUUAUAUCUAAUCUGUUAAAUCAAAUUAAUUAAAGAAUAUCAAGUACAAAAUGAAUAACUAUUCCUCAAUUUCAUCAAAUGUUCAUCUAUAUGAACAUGAUGAAUAUGCAUAUAGAUGAACAUUUCAUUCAUAUGAUGAAUAUUCAUGUUGUGGCUUUCUUUUACUCUGAUCUUAAAAAACUGCGAUAAAGCUUACUGGAAGCUUCCUUCAUGGACUCUAAAACCUCUAAUUUUGCAUCUAAAUCUAGAAUCUUGCAGACUCCACUAAUUUCCAAAUAACUUCCACGAUCUCUUAGAUCGUAUAAAUUAAGAAUAUUUAAUGAGAAGAGAUACAAUUAUAAUUAUAUUGUCUUCUUACAUUGUCAGCUUCGAGAAGCUUAAUCGCAAAGAGGUUUUUAUAAUUAAGUAUAUUCCAAUUUACGAAGAUCGAGAGAGCAUAAAAUUAAUAUGAAUAUGUAUUCAUGACGUGGUUGUUGAUAACUGGGGAGUAAGCAAUGCUAUUUAAGACAAUAUUGUUGAAUGCAAAAGAAUAUUCCACAUUUUAUAUAUCUUAUUACUAGUUGUAUCUCGUAGUUAUAAGAUUAGUAUUGUUGUAUUUGUGUGUUUCUCACGCAAUGUCUUUAUACCUACACUAGUGAAGCUUAGUCAUUUUAAUAAUGUUGACGCAAUUGUUUUAUCAAUGACUGUAAAGAUUAAGUAGGUACCUAAUAUCAUUCGCAAAUUAGCAAUAAUUUUCAUUUUGUAGGAAACCUUUGAACUAUAUGGAUUUGUAUUCCAAAGUUCUUUAAUAUCAAGAUCUGAAUCUGUGUUAUUUAAUUCUUACCUACCUUACCUACGAUAGCGCUUUUUCUACUAAUAACUAUCCUCAAAACAUAAGCUUCGUGAUAAGAUUUAUAAUUAACCAUUUGAUCAAAUUUGUAUACAUUUAAAUGAAUAAAGUAGUACAUUUUGUAUUGUUAGUAAAAUUUGAUGAACUUUAAUUUUAAUGAUGAUGUGCAAUCUACAAUCAAAAUUUUCUUUUAUUCAUCAAUUGUUACCGUGUGACUUACAACGAAUAAUAAAAUAAAUGUAUUGCGAUACUGAGUACCAAACAAAACUAAAAGUAAUUCUUAAUUAAAAGAAUUUGAACGCUAGAGAAUCUAAUUAAUAAAAAAGUAAUAGAUGUCUACCGAGGCCUUGGCAUUUGUAUCGUACAUCCUAAACUAAAUAUUACUUAGAUUAUAUUUAUACAUGCACAUGUAGAAAAUUUUUGACACUGUACCCAUUAGCUAUUAAUAAUAAGUGUCUACGAAAUGCGCAAUUAGAUGACUAUUAACAUAAAUAUAAUAUACCAAAAUAUAGAUAAAGCGGUAACGUUAAAUAUGAUUGUAAUGUCGUUGAGUUUUGUAAUGAGUCAAUAAUAAUUUUAUAUUAGACUGUUCUGCGUUUAUUGAUAAUAAGAUAAAUAAUAUAAACACUAAAUAUAAAGCUGUUGUUGUUGUUGCUAAACAAGUUAUACAUUGUGUACCUACUCAUAUGGGAAACGAAAAAGGUCUGUUGCGAUAUAAUUAUAAUGCACCUAGGUGUUUAAAUUAAUAUCAUAAUUGUAUCGCAAUGAUCUUCAGUUAGUAUAAAUAGGCAUGGCAUGUCACAAUCAUUAUAUAUUAGAAACGUAACACGAGUUGAAAAAAACUUUGAGUAGAAUGUGGAUAAUGGUUAUUAGACCAUAGUCAAUAAAAUAAUCAUAGACAACCAUUUUAUUAAAGCUGACAAAAUUGCAGCUUAUAAAGAAGGUCUCCCAAGCUUCUAUUACAAUCAAAAUACUCAAAAAGUUAGUAUGUGAUUUGACUGUUACAAAGAAAUAUCACGUUUAGCUGUAACUUGUGGUCAUUUUGAGGUCGGUAAUCAAUUCACAUUCUGUUCAAAGGUAAAAUAAUCUUUAUGGUUUAAAACCUUAUUACAUUUAAUUAAAAAAAAAAAACUUGAAUAUGAUACAGAAUUAUUAUCGACACUGAUAACAGUUUUGAUAUAAGACCUGAUCUCGAUAACAAUGAUGUAUGAAAAUAUUUUUUUUAUUUUAUUGUUUGGGACAUAAUUAUAUAUUAUACCCAAAUAAUAUUUGUUUGUUUAAUUUUAAAUUAUUCUUCGGAAUAAACAUGGCAAUAAUUUAUAAGUGAUAUAAAAUUAUUUUAGAAUUGUUUUAGAUAUCACGUGGCAUCCAUGUCUAUACGAAAGUAAUAAUGUAAUGGAAUUUGAAUGCAUGUUAAUCUAAUACUAAAUAUAUAUUACAAGUAAAUAAAUACCUCUUUUGGUAAGUCGGUAA
Molecule: messenger RNA, 5958 nt
Organism: Bicyclus anynana (squinting bush brown)
Lineage: Eukaryota; Metazoa; Arthropoda; Insecta; Lepidoptera; Nymphalidae
Gene: Syn
Product: synapsin
Exons: 14
Coding region: 1-1866 (621 amino acids)
Biological process (GO): neurotransmitter secretion
Cellular component (GO): synaptic vesicle membrane; synaptic vesicle
Molecular function (GO): ATP binding; metal ion binding
Source: RefSeq, a predicted model, not a curated record